AUGAAUGAAAACUGGAUAUUGCAGCUAUUCACUGAACCACAUUGGAAGCAGAAGCAGCCGCUAAGCACACAAAACAGCACAUUUUCUCGGCUUGCGUUUUUGGAGAAUGAACCUGUAGAGGACCAGAUUGGCGCCUCUAUCAAACGAAAGACCUACCAGAUGAUGUCCAGGUUGAAAUGGGCAAAGGAAAAAGAGUCAGUUUCACCGAUGUUUGCCAAACUGCGAGCGCAAGAGUUCUGA
Messenger RNA from Penicillium mononematosum, 240 nucleotides. RefSeq lists its product as uncharacterized. Lineage: Eukaryota; Fungi; Ascomycota; Eurotiomycetes; Eurotiales; Aspergillaceae. The transcript has a single exon. The record is from RefSeq and is a predicted model, not a curated record. The coding region runs from base 1 to 240 and encodes 79 amino acids.